AUGGGCGCCGGAAACUCCACGCCGCAAACGGCACACAUCGUCAAUCCCGCGCGCGCGAUGCAUGCAAUUCAAGUCACGCCAAGCGUUGUCAAUCGCUUAGAGAAAGCCAACCAGCAAAUUUCUGAAACAACCCUACCGUCAUCAAGUAAAGAUGAACAAAUGCAUUGUGCACGCUGUUGUACUUGUGGAUUCUUCAAGGGCAAAGACAAGGAGGCCAGCCUGUUGGCAAUGAAAUCGAAUGAGUUGCAAGAGAGACAAUAUGCGAAGACGCUGGAGAAAUUGGAAGCGAUGUUGGGCAAGCCGGUACGUUUUGCAGAUGUCCACGGUGAACAUCUAAAGCACUUGGAGCAACAGCUAUUAAAAUGCUAUGCAGAUAAUCCACGCGAGCCGCUAAUUUGUUCUCAGGCGGCCAAGGAAUACCAAAAUUUCGUUUUCCAGCAACAAUUCAAAGCGAUUCUUAAUGCCAAGAAUAUAUCAACAGAGCAGUAG
Rhagoletis zephyria (snowberry fruit fly) is the source of this 489-nucleotide messenger RNA. RefSeq lists its product as uncharacterized. The record is from RefSeq and is a predicted model, not a curated record. Lineage: Eukaryota; Metazoa; Arthropoda; Insecta; Diptera; Tephritidae.